Messenger RNA from Meloidogyne enterolobii, 1699 nucleotides. Lineage: Eukaryota; Metazoa; Nematoda; Chromadorea; Rhabditida; Meloidogynidae. The record is from the annotation of a GenBank genome assembly.
UUGGCUGCGUUCUGCAAGGCGUUAAACAAAGUUGAAGCACCGCUCAAACAAAAACAUGUUAGGGCAUUGGUUGUUGGAACGUCGGAGCGAAACACUAUUAGAAAUAUAUGGCCAGUUGAGGACAGUUAUAGUAAAGGGGCUGAAUCCAUCCCAUAAACUGGCAAAAGAUUCAUGGGACUUUUCCAAUGCAAUAUUGUUAACAGGUCUUUGUCAGCUAUCCCACCGCCGACUGAUCGUUUCCAUUUUUUGCUUAAAUUUCUCGGCUGGUAAGAAACUUGGUCCAAUCUUAAUUCCUAGGUGUUUGUUUAAAUUUUUAAAAAUUUUUUAUUUUUUUCAGCACAAACUCCGCUCUUCUCGUAUUUUUUGGCAUUCAGUUUCACGUAUUCAAUUAGAAAAGAAUCCUGUCUUGACUUGGAAAUUUUGUCAAUUACUUCAUAAAUUAAUUCAUGAUGGACAUAGGAAAAUAACAGAAGAAAGUGUUGGGCAUGUUUCUCGUUUAAAUCAAUUGGGCAAUUUUUGGCAACAUUUGAGAAGUUCUGGUUAUGGACAGGCCAAUACAUGUUAUUGUAAAUUGCUGGUUAGCAGACUCCAAUUUCAUAAAAAGUACCCAAGUAUUCCUGGCAAUUUGAAUUUAAAUCAACGACAGUUGGAUACGCUUAGUUCUGAUAUAAAUGAAACUUAUGAAUUAGCUAUCGAUAUGUUGGACCAGAUGGAUGAACUGUUGAAUUUAAAAGCUACUAUAAUGUCAAUAAUGGAUUCUAUGCGUUGGAGUUCUCUUGUUCCACAAGGCCAAUGUUUACUGGCCCCAUUAAUUUUGGUUAUUCUUGAUACUUCCAAAUUUUACGAUUUUUUGGUCAAAGCCCACUUUAAACUUCACAAAAGUUUACCAGCCGAUACUUUAGUUGGACAUAGAGAACGUUUUUAUGAUUUAUUUAGACGAACAAAAAAGUUUUAUGAAGAGACUGCAAAUUUGCAAUAUUUUAAAUAUUUGGUACAAAUUCCGACUUUGCCAUCGAUUGCUCCAAAUUUCCAACAAGCAUCUGAAUUGGAGGAUUAUAGAGCUCCCCAAGCUUAUUUGCAUGCGGGUACGACUUCAGAAAAUGGUGAUCAAUCGCCGCCAGAUUCGCAGUCUGUUUGUGAUGAGCAAAUAAGCAGCAUAAUUGACAUUUCUCUUCCGCAAAUGGACAAUAUUUCAAUGAUGGGUGAUUCUAUUGCUUCAUCCACCUUACCUCCGUCUACUUCAAAUAAUGCUGGUGCUCAACCAAUUUUUGAUCCAAAAGAUGAAAUUAUUGCUCGUUUACGACUUGAUAUUGAUGCUGAAAGGGAUGUAAAGGAAAAAUUAUUUGAAGAAUGCAAAAAUCGCAUAGAACAAUACGAAGCUAGACUACUCCAUAUGAACCAGGAGAUUGAUUUGCACAAAGAAGCUGCUGAGGAAAAGACAAAAGAAUUGGAAGAAUUACGUGUAUUGAGUACAACUUUAGGACAAGAACGUCAACAAACUUCAGAGGAGAGUAAACGAAAAGUUGAUGAAACUGAACAUAAAUUUGCAAAAUUGAAAGGAGCUUAUCAACAAAUUCGUGAAGAUCAUAUUAAGGUUUUUAUUAUUUUUUUGUAUUUUAGCGAUUUAGUAUUUCGACGUUUAGUGUUACGGCGUCGUGCCGAUUUUCUGAUAAUUUUUAAACGAUUUUCUAGUGUGUAG